UAUCUAUUGCCACAACCAACUCAAGCCUUACACAUCCUCUAUUGAUUGCUUUUCUUGGAAGAACAACUCCUCUCUUGGUCUCUUUCUUCAUUUCUCUUCUUAAAAUACAAACAAGCACUACCAUGGGAGUUCGAUUGCCGGUUGUUGCUCUUGCUAGGCAAAUUCUAAGCCGGUCUGCUUCGAUUGCAUCCAGAGCAGCCUCAACAUCAUCAGAGGUACCAAGAGGCUUCUUUGCAGUUUAUGUUGGAGAGAACCAGAAGCGGCGGUUUGUGGUUCCCGUCUCCUAUUUGAACCAGCCAUUAUUUCAAGAUUUGCUAAGAAAAGCCGAAGAAGAAUUUGGGUUUAAUCAUCCAACCGGUGGUUUGACGAUUCCAUGCAGAGUAGACACUUUCAUUGAUGUCACUUCUCGCUUGAGCAGUUCAUAAGAGAAUGCAGUUAAUUAAACCAACACAGAGACAACGUUGUAUAGCGGCAAUACUUGGGGAUACAUUGUCAAUCACUUGUUUCUUUUCUGCUUUUUUGGCAGAAAAUAUGUAGGGAAAAAUCUGUCCAUUUGGAGAAAGUGUCGAGUAGAAUCUGUAGUUUUUUUUUUUUAAUGGAAAUCAGCAAUUGAGGAUACCCUUUAGACCAAAAUAUUCGUAAUUAUUAUUUUUUUUCCAGACUUAUUGUACUUUCCUUCAAGCAUCAAGCUAUCUUCUACUUCAAAGUUCAAACUGUGGAUACCCUACUACUUAUAACGGUCAUGACGGUAUAAUCUUAAAUGACAAGUGUGCCCCUUCCGCUUUAAGCAUUUCUAAACGGAGUCUCUCAUACACAGCAUGGCUUCAUAACAAUGACCUCAAAAACUUAACCAACUCGUUCUAUUGCGUACAGUUAAGCUGCGGAAAGGCUAAGCUGGAACAUUUCAAGAUGUUUCUGCUCCGUAACCCACAACGCCAUUCCCUUUAAUGUAAACAGGUCAAGCCCCAUCCGCUGUUUUGUGGGUAGUGCCCUCAUAGCAACAAUUCCAACUUUCAUCCAUCAAUGAGGCACCGGCGAUGUUUGAUGAAAUUCCGGAUAAGGACACCCUACGUGCAAAUGCUCUAUUAGCAUAUAUCGAGGUUAGGCUGCGGGUGAGGUUGCCAUCCCAAAAAUUGUUGGGCAUAAGUCUUCCGUGAAGUAUAAUCUCAACCGGCACCAAGUUCUUGAUGAUGAGUUGGAAGACAAACCCAUGUGAUCCUUCAAACGCCUGUCUCUCCCAAAUACCCUCCCAAGUGCACACCCGAAACCUCAUUUCAGAGAUUUCCUCCUGUGCCUAUCAUCUAUAUAUACACGCAUGUUAUUCCAAUGCCAAACCAAGUCCUAUUAUUCUUCUCUAUCAAAUAUUUAUCUACUUCUUUCUCUUCCAAAGUUCCCAAUCUUUUCUGAAGUGACAACAUAUAAAUGCCUAUCCGAGUUCCAUCCAUCAUGCAUGUUAAGCAGCUUCUCCGCAGGUCUGUUUUAAGCAGUAAAGAAGCAGCUUCCACAGCUAAAAAUGUUCCAAAAGGCUACUUUGCAGUCUAUGUUGGAGAAGACCAGAAGAAGCGAUUCGUUCUACCUAUAUCAUACCUUAAUGAACCUUCGUUUCAGAAAUUGCUACAUAAGGCAGAGGAAGAAUUUGGGUUCGAUCAUCCAAUGGGUGCUCUGACAAUUCCUUGCAGGGAAGAGGUCUUUAUCAACUUCACGUCUGGCAUAAACAGAUCGUGAUAAAUGGCAGGACUGAAAUCAAUCAGCAAAACUUAUUUGUAGCCUCAGGCAUGAUUACUUCUCUUUGUGGAGAAGGAUUGGAUGGCUAAUGCACAGCCACCUGCGAGAGUUGUGAAACAGAAUGUACUGCAGUACCUGAAGAAUAUGUCCACUUGCAUCAGACGGCAGACUGCUCAGGUUAAGCAGAUGCAGGUUGCGCAGGAGGCCACAAGUGUAAUAAAAGGCAAGUUGUAGAAACUUGGAGGAGAUGCUUCUGAGGUUCCAACUUCAUACCUGCAGUUACUUUAAGGGGGGAUGAAGCAUUCGGUUCAAUCAUCCUAUGAGUGGUUCUUCCACAGUCCCAUGCAAAGAAGCCAUCAGUGAUCUUCUUUUAGUCUGGGAAGCUUAUGAGAGAUGAUAGACAUGAUGUUGGGUAGUGCUGAAAAACUGAACUUUCCAACACCACUAACCCAAAAAUCUGUCUUUCUUUUUUGAAUUAAGAGGAUUAGGUAUUGCGAAAAUCAUUGUAAAACUUUCUAUUUAUAUAUAAUGAUAGUUGGGAAUCAAAACUUCCAUGCA
Molecule: messenger RNA, 2283 nt
Organism: Juglans microcarpa x Juglans regia
Lineage: Eukaryota; Viridiplantae; Streptophyta; Magnoliopsida; Fagales; Juglandaceae
Product: auxin-responsive protein SAUR23-like
Exons: 3
Coding region: 123-425 (100 amino acids)
Biological process (GO): response to auxin
Source: RefSeq, a predicted model, not a curated record